AUGGAUUCUGAAAAUAACUUCGGGCCUCAUAGUGUAGGCGUUUUCGACUUUACCAUUCUCUUUGAGCAGAGCAUCUUGUCGCUUCUACCUACUGCAUUGUUUCUGCUACUUGUGCCAUUUAGACUGUUUAUAUUGAGGAACAAUGAGAAGGCUGUCGUACUUGGGACUUUAUUAUGGCUAAAAUUGGCCACGGCUACCUGUUAUGUAUGCCUGCAGGUCACUCUGAUUGUGCUGUGGUCUCGAGAACGCUCGACAAAGAUGGCCAUAGCGGAACCAGUCUUGGGAUUUAUCGAAUCGAUAGCCCUCAUUACACUGAUAUUUUUUGAACACAAAAACUCCAGGAAGCCUUCCAAGAUAAUUGGGGGAUACCUUGCCGUUACUGUUAUUCUCGAUAUUGCUUUGGUACGCACCUUUUGGAUACGGUCGAUUUGGGCUAUUGCGGCCGUGUUCACUUGCUCCCUCGCACUCAAAUCAACUCUUCUGAUAUUAGAAGAAUGGCCCAAACUCUUAUUGCGAGAGCAAGACAAGAUACGAGAAACCUCUUCAGGUGUCAUCAACAGAAGUUUCUUCUGGUGGCUAAACAGUCUCUUCCUUCAAGGGCAUCAUGGCAUUCUCGAAACUGAAGAUUUGCAAAACAUUGACCCGAAAUUUGAUACAGAUCAUGUGUUGAGACCGCUGGAAGAACGAUGGUUACGAGACCCAAAGAACAGUCAGUUCAGCCUUUUGAAGUGCACAUUUCUCGCCUACAAAUGGCAGUUCGCAGCAGGCAUCCUCCCUCGACUUCUCCACAGUGGCUUCAACUUUGCGCAACCAUUUCUUAUACAAUCCGUCAUUAUAUUUGUUGCCCGUAAGGAAAUGUCUGUCGAGAUUUCCAGUGGCCUUAUCGGAGCGACUGUGCUUAUUUAUCUGGGCCUCGCAAUAUCUGGAGCGUGGCACAAGCAUCUGUCAUUUCAGAUGGUCACCAUGUACAGAGGUGGACUGAUCUCGAUGAUGUUCAAGAAGACCCUGAGACUCAAAACAUCAUCCAUCAAAGAUUCCGCACAAGUCACGCUCAUGACAACAGACGUCGAAACAAUUGUGGCUGCCGGAGCGUCAGUCCAUGACAUGUGGGCCAAUAUGCUUGAGCUUCCAAUUGGUAUCUAUCUACUGCACCGUCAGAUAGGUAACCCUAGUCUUCUUGUGCUGGUUCCUACAAUCAUUACCACCAUUCUGAGCGGAAUCAUCUCGAUAUCAAUGGAGCCAGCGACAGUGCGUUGGAACGCUAUGGUCCAAAAGCGUGUGGGCGAAACAUCAAGCAUGCUAGACCAGAUCAAAGGCAUUAAGAUGAUGGGCUUGACCGAUUUCUAUUUUCAAACAGUACAGAGUCUGAGGGUGAAGGAGUUGAAGAUCUCUGCAAAACUUCGAUGGCUACUUGUGCACUUUAUCACACUUGCCACGGUAUCUGCGCAAGUAACACCAGUCGUUGUGAUACUCUCAGCAAUCUACUGGUCCAAGUCGGACGGAGGACUAAGCGUCGCCGAGGCUUUUACGUCAUUGUCCUUGGUAUCACUCGUCGCGCAACCGCUUAUCUCAGUCCUGGUGUCGUUGAUGCAGAUUGCUGGGGUUUUGGCAGGGUGUGGCAGGAUCCAGACAUUUCUGUUACUCAAGGAGCAAGAUGUCAUGACAGCAGAGGUACCUGGAAACGGUCUGGCCGUGGUCAUCGAUAAUGCAAGUUUUUCCACAGACGAAGGAAACGCUCUUCUUACCGAUGUUAACAUGCGUGUUGUUCAUGGAACCAUCAAUAUGAUCGUUGGCAAAGUCGGAGGCGGCAAGUCUUCUCUCCUCAAAGCCAUCAUCGGCGAGAACAUACCCUCACAAGGGAUCGUCGAAAGAGAUGGUUCAGUCGCCUAUUGUGAUCAAGUGCCAUGGCUGCGAAAUACAACAAUCAGCAAAAACAUCGUUGGGCAGUCACAGGUUGACGAGAAAUGGCUUGCGACAGUCAUACGGUCAUGUGCACUUGAAGAGGACCUGGCGCAAUUGCCACAGGGCCAAGAGACUAUUGUUGGAUCCAGAGGAGUGGCUUUGAGUGGUGGGCAGAAGCAGCGAGUUGCUCUCGCUCGUGCUGUUUACUCCCAAAGUGAUCUCAUUGUUCUUGACGAUGUCUUCAGCAGUCUUGACCAAACAACAUCUGACACAGUCUUUGAUCGACUUCUGGGAGCAGAUGGGUUGCUUCGUACAAGGACUGUCAUUCUUGCAACCAGUAACGCCCGUUUUCUUUCCUCGGCCGAUUAUAUCACAGUUGUUGAGGAGGGUCGCCUUACUCGCAAUCAAAUGACAUACUCUGAUCUCGAACUUGCGGAAACGCUCAGAGCCAUUACACCAACCCAACCCACCGAGAUCGUUCAGAAGGACAUUGCCACGGCUACCCCAACACAAGAGAUUGACCUGUCACGAAAGACUGGCGAUACAGAAUGCUACCGGAUUUAUGUUCGCUCAAUGGGCUGGAAAGUUAUCGGCUUUGUGUUUCCUGCCGCUAUAACGGGUGCGGUCCUGGAAGCCAUGCCUCAGAUCUGGCUACGAAUCUGGACAGAGAAGGGCGACGGGUCGAAGGAUGCCAGAUAUGUAGGUGGUUACGUGGGACUUGUUGUUGCCUCUAUGCUUAUGGCUCUUCUCAACAUCGGUUACUUCCUCAUUGAGGGCGUUGAGAGAUCUUCCAACAACCUUCACGAGCAGCUCUUGAAAGCGGUUUGCCGAGCACCAUUGCAUUUCUUUACAACAACCGAAAAUGGUAGCAUUUUGAAUCGCUUCAGCCAAGAUAUGUCGCUCAUUGAUAUGUCAUUACCAUUGGCGUUCUAUCUCACGCUGGACUUGACGCUACGCGGUUUGGUCCAAACAGGAGUUGUUGCAUCAGGUGCAAGUUAUUUUGGGGCCUUUCUCCCAAUUUCCUUCCUUGCUCUUUAUCUCAUCCAGAAAUACUAUCUGCGUACCUCGAGACAAAUGCGUCUUCUCGAUCUUGAAGCAAAGACGCCACUCUACACGCAAUUCAUUGAAAUCACGGCAGGAUUGUCGACUGUCCGCUCUUUUGGAUGGACAGGGGAACUUUUAAACGAGAGUUUCAAGCUACUCAACACAUCACAGAAACCAUUUUAUCUAAUGUUCUGCAUACAAAGAUGGCUCGAGCUGGUACUUGAUCUCUUCGUUGCUGGCAUGGCAAUGUUGCUGGUUACAAUUGCGCUACGGAUCCCGGGAACCACCAGCGAAGGAGCAAUAGGACUCUCCAUGGUCAAUUUGCUCGGCCUCAACCUCACUCUAACAACUGUGAUUGACCAAUGGACGACUUUGGAGACGUCCUUAGGAGCUAUCGCCAGGCUCAAAGCGUUCAUUGGCAGCACACCAAACGAGAACAAGGACGCUGAAAAAGAAAUGCCAGAUGACUGGCCAGCCGGCAAGAUUGAGAUUGAGGGAAUCACAGCUUCAUACAGUGACCAGUCGCAACCAGUCCUACAUGAUAUAUCUCUGGUUCUCGAACCAGGACAAAAGGUCUGCCUUUGCGGCCGCUCUGCAAGUGGCAAAUCUUCCCUCAUCCUCUCAAUCUUACGGCUUCUCGAACUCCAGACCGGAACCAUUCGCAUCGAUGGCAAGGAUCUUACGACGAUAUCACGCCAAUACAUUAGAUCGCAAAUCACAACUAUACCUCAAGAUCCGGUCAACAUUUCAGGUACCAUCCGGCAGAACAUGGAUCCUGAAGAGCUGGUUCAGGCGGAUGAGAUGCUCAUCGCGGCUUUGAAAAAGACGAACCUUUGGUCUAUCAUUGAAACCCGUGGAGGGUUGGACGCCGAUAUCUCGGCACUUGGCUUUUCAGUCGGACAGCUUCAACUGUUCUGUCUUGCAAGAGCGUUACUCUCACACUCCAACAUUAUUCUUCUUGAUGAACCAUCAAGCAGUGUGGAUGACGCCACGACCAAGGAAGUGCGCCAAAUCAUCCAGCAAGUUAUGCACGGCCGAACAAUUAUCGAAGUUGCGCAUCGACUUGAUCAUGUCACAGACUUUGACAUCGUGGUCGUGAUGGAAAAUGGCAGAAUAAUUGAAACCGGUGAUCCAAGAGAUUUACUGACUCGAGAUUCUGCCUUGAAAGCGUUGCAUGGGUAG
Messenger RNA from Fusarium poae, 4128 nucleotides. RefSeq lists its product as uncharacterized. NCBI's taxonomy places the organism in Eukaryota, Fungi, Ascomycota, Sordariomycetes, Hypocreales, Nectriaceae. Gene Ontology annotation, biological process: transmembrane transport. Bases 1 to 4128 code for a protein of 1375 amino acids. The record is from RefSeq and is a predicted model, not a curated record. Gene Ontology annotation, cellular component: membrane. The transcript is spliced from 8 exons. Gene Ontology annotation, molecular function: ATP binding; ABC-type transporter activity; ATP hydrolysis activity.